Molecule: messenger RNA, 5725 nt
Organism: Dicentrarchus labrax (European seabass)
Lineage: Eukaryota; Metazoa; Chordata; Actinopteri; Moronidae
Product: immunoglobulin superfamily containing leucine-rich repeat protein 2-like
Exons: 2
Coding region: 853-2979 (708 amino acids)
Molecular function (GO): protein binding
Source: RefSeq, a predicted model, not a curated record
AGAGCCGCUCCAUCCAAAGUGGGAUGGAUGCCGUCUCUCCUAAUCAGACCAGGUUUUCCCCAAAAAGGCUUCCAGUUAUCAAUGAAGCCCACAUCGUUUGCUGGACACCACCUCGACAGCCAGCGGUGGAAUGACGACAUGCGGCUAUACAUGUCAUCACUGGUCACAUUGGGGAGGGGUCCAGAGAAAACUACGGUGUCCGACAUUGUCUUAGCAUAGUUACACACCGACUCCACAUUAAUCUUAGUGACCUCCGAUUGGCGUAAACGGGUGUCGUUACCGCCGACGUGGAUAACAAUCUUACUGUAUUUACGUUUAUCUUUAGCCAGCAGUUUUAAAUUUGAUUCAAUGUCGCCCGCUCUGGCCCCAGGGAUACAUUUAACUAUGGAGCUGCCAAUAACCAGAGUUGGUUCCUCAGCGGGUGUAUCGCUGAGUGGGGACAAUGUAUUAGAAACGUGAAGCGGUUGGUGGUGAACUGUGGGCUUUCGCCGUUUUAGUCUUCCUUCGCUCAGUCACCCAGCCUCCCUGUCUGCCCGGCUGCUCGGGAACUACCGGGGGAAGUACCGGGACUCACUAAGCCUCGCCUCCAGCGCAGUAAACAAACUACAUUUAAUACAGGAACCAUUAUCUUUAAAGGAGGCAGAGGAAUAACUGAACAUCUGACACACUGAGCAGGACAGAGGAAGAGGAAGAAAGUAGUGAAAAGUCCCUAAAAGAGGGAGAAACUCCGAGUGUUUAAGUAGAACUAGUCUACGUUUAAAUGUUAAGCGGGUAAAUAACCGCUGUAACGAGUAAAACUAAUGUAUAUUUAGCGUUCACUGACAGAGCUGCACGUCCAACCAGGGGCAGAAAAUGGCGGCCGCAGACAUCCUCUACUUCACUUUGUGGGUCACCACAGUCUUCCCCAGCGGACUCGGAUGCCCUGAGCUCUGUGCCUGCUCAGACAAAUACUUCCGCCAUUUUGCCGAAUGCUCCUACAAAGACUUAGCUGAAGUCCCAGACGAUUUUCCUCCUAAUGUUACAACCAUGAGUCUCUCCGCCAACAAGAUCAGUGUGAUACCGCUGGGGAGCUUCGACAAUGUCACCCAGGUGACGUCGCUGUGGAUGGCCCACAAUGAGAUCAUCUCCAUCGAACCAGGGGCCCUCGCGCCUUUGGUUCACCUGCGUAACUUUGACGUCAGCCACAAUAAAAUCGUAGACUUUCCUUGGGAGGAUCUGCAGAACCUCACAGGCCUGCAGCUUUUGAAGAUGAACCACAACGAGAUGAUCCACCUGCCGAGGGACGCCCUAUCCAGCCUCAAAGACCUGAGGUCCCUACGGCUCAACGGUAACAAAUUCACAACCAUAGCUGAGGGGACGUUUGACGGUUUGGUGUCGCUGUCCUAUCUGCAGAUUUAUGAAAACCCUUUUGUGUGCACCUGCUCCAUCGACUGGUUCAGAGACUGGAUUUCAACAACCACCAUCACAGUCCCGGAGCAGCAUCUGAUCACUUGUGCGUCUCCGGAGAAACUUAAAGGGGAAGUGAUCAGAAAACUGCCCGAGUCAAAGUGCACAAGCACAAGUGUCACAAUACGAAUUGAGCCAAAUACUCAAAACAAAACUUUCUAUGAGGGCAGCACACUGGUCUUGACUUGUCAAUUCACAGGAAACCCAAAGCCGCUGGUCAUGUGGAGCAUUCGCAGCCAGAGCCAGAAGCAAGAGCUGGCUUUGUCGUUCACUGAGGAUGACUCAGCAGAACCAGACGAGGCCUCCUUACUGUCCCAUGAUCCUGUCAAAGUCUUUAACAACGGCACUGUUGUCAUUUCACACCUCAGGAAGGAAGACGGCGGCAACUACAGCUGCUCGGCCACGAACGAAUUUGGAAGAGCUGAGGAUUCGGUGUCAGUGAAGGUGGUGGCUUCACCAAAACCACCACCUGUGAAACAAAUAACCACAACACCUUCGUACACUAGAACGCCACAAUCUAUACGCCAAACGGAUAAAACGUCUGUUGUUGAUUCUGUGCAUCAAAUCAUGAACGUCGUACCCACUUUCCCGCCCACUGCGGAGAUCACGUCUUCUGAAGAGGCAACGACAUAUCCGUCACGUGCUAGUAAAUGUGGCUUGACGGCUAACACAAGAUACAUUUCUAGCCACGUCUUCAACGGGAGCCUGGAUGACAUCAAGCAGUACACGUUUGACUUUGGAGUCAUCGCAUUAGGGGUGUCAGAAACAGAGGCGACAGUGCGACUCAACCCUCUUCUCAUACCCAGAGACAGGAGCGCUAACAGGGCCGCCGCAGCCACCGCCUCGUCCGAGAGCUUCCAGGCCGACAGCGAAGAGCAUCACGGCCUUUCAGACGCUUCUGAAAAAGUCCAUUCAAAUGGCUUGUAUCUGUGCGUCACCGCAGACCGCAAACACUCAGCCGUGCAGUGGUCGAGGAUCAAAGAGGGCGUGAACACGUAUCUGUUCAGCGGCCUCCGUCCUGGCACCAACUACUCCCUGUGUCUGACCUACAGAGGGGAGGACUGUGAGGUCCAGGUGCUGUUCACCACCAGGAGGAGGGUCCCUAACCUGCUUAUCAUCAUCUCCGUAAGCAUCUGCCUCCUCACCGUGUCUACCGUGCCACUCCUCGGUGCGACGUGCUUCCACCUGGUGUACAAAUACCGCAGCAAGACCUACAAGCUGAUACUGAAGGCCAAAGACCAGUAUCACAUGGAGAGGAACCUCGCCACCAACUUCAACAUCCACGCGUCUCACACUGAGUCUCAGAGGAAGAUAAACGGCAGCCAGCUGGACGAGGAGGAGGGAGAGACGGAGAGCAGAGACGGAGAGAGGGAGGCAGAUACAGAAGAAAGCAUCAUGACCGAGUCCUUUAGUCUGUCUCAGUGCAGGGGGAAUUUAGACAACUGUGAGGUAGGAUCUGAGUACAGCGAUAGGUUACCUUUGGGGGCUGAAGCAGUGAAUAUUAUAAGCAACUACAAAUAUCCAAAUCAGUAAUUGUUUCUGACAUAAUCAUCAGUUGUAGUUUCUUUUGCAUAUGGUUAAAACAGGUUAAAAUCAGUUUGUGCCAAUAGUUUAGGGUCUGUUCUAGAAAUAUUGCUUUGUUCCUCAGUGACAAGACUCAAAGUAAUGUACUCGCUUUAAACCUCACCCUAAGCUGCAUUACAGGAAAAACCAGCUGCCAGUCUCUAUCAAUUUUCAUAUGGAUGUUUUCCAGACAAACGUUUUAGUGAAUCAGCCCUGGUUUAAGCUAUUUUACCCUUGUUGUAAUCUCCACGAACAGAUAUCUGCAUAUGAAGGCAGAAUCUGGAGGCAAAGGACUCGAUUUUGGCAUCAAAAGCAAGUCGUGUUGAUCAAUCACGCUUGAGGCAGCUUUGGUUGCUUGCAGUCUGAACCAAAGAGGUGGAGCGCGUUGGCCGAAAUGCAAUCUCAGAACCGAUCAGCUGUCGUCUGACAACAAUUAAUCUUUUAUUCACUCUUUUAAAACUAGAUUCAUAUGCAAAUAUCAGUUAAUAGAGAUUAGCUCCUGAAACAUCGUCCACCAAAUUGUUGACAGAGGAUAACUGAUGGGUUCUGGAUAUCACAGCUUGUUUUCCUCUUUUUAAAUUGUAAUUCAUUCAUGUACAUUUCUAAAAAAAAAAGCUGCUCUGGCAAACAAAGAUACAACCAGUUUGUGUUCCAGAGAGAGUAGAAAAGUAGAGAGAAGAGACGCUACCAUCAGAGCACUCGAUAUCUUUGCUGUUUCAUAUUUUAUUAAGACAUUUUUUAUGAUGUGUUUCAGCCAGAGGCCUUCCUCAGAGCACAAGUGGCAUUUAAAGGAGUAUUUAGGAAAGGAGGAGAGCGCCAGUACCACUCGUAAUGUCCGCCAGUAAAUGCGCAGCUACAGCCAGUUAGCUUAGCUUAGCACAAACAGGGUAAAAAAAAAAAAAAAACAUCUAGCUUACUAACAGCUUAAGUAAACUAGUUGGCGUCCUAAAAAAGAAAAGCACACAGAAUGCAGAAAUAAUAGAAAAUGCUAAGAAAUGUUAAAAUGUACAUCUGGAUCCAAAUCCAGACAGUGACAGACAAUCAUGGGAUAAAGAAAAUGUAUUAUUAUGAUUAUUUAUUCAAUUUAUUUAGUUAAGAGCACUAGUUCAUAACAUCAGGAAACAUCAGUCGUUCUGUAAGAUAAAUCCUAUAACAGAACAAUUUCCCCUAGGGGAUCAAUAAAGUAUAUCUUCUUCUUCUUCUUCUAUAAAAAAGUUAAAUUUCUACCACUGAAAUCUUUUCUGUUGUUGUUUUAAGAUACGUCCACUUCCCACAGACAAACAGACAAGAGGUUAUAUUGUAUAUAUUUGAGUUGUAAUCCAUCACAGUGAACAAGGAGGGUUUAUUUAGUUAGUUAGUGCCUCUUGUGCAAUCUGUAACAGUCGCUCUUACACAUGCACGACCCUGUCUCUUAGAAAUUACUUUUGUGUUCAUAUCACAGCAUUUAAUACCGGUCAGGAUUAUGUUCACAGACAACUCUUUUUGAGUCACAAGGAGGCAAAAAAGCACUUUGAUUUUGGCUUAUGUCUCAAAUCAUUGCUGACUUUUGAAUAAUACUGUAGUCACUAUGAGCGGAUAUUAUUGCCUAUUUUGGCAGAAAACAAAUGAAAUAUGUAGUCAGUGAACAUUUAAGGUACUUUAAUGAACAACAAUUAACCUAUUAAAGAGAAAAUCCUCAUUCUAAUUCACAAAAGUUUCUCUUUCUAGGAGACGGGGCUGAGCUGCUAAAUGUAGCUGGGACACUUUAGACCCCAAAUUGCCAAAAUGUUCUCAGACAGCGACAGCACAGUCCAUAAAGUCAACCUUGAAUUAAACAAAUAGGUCUCUGUAUUGACAUUAUUUGCCCAAAUUGAUCGAUUUCAACAGCUCAAACACCCAAAGGAAGAAAUGGAAGUUUCUGUCAGGGAAUAAUCUUAUAAAUUUAUUAAUAUAAACCUAAUUAUCGCCUUUAUUUAGAGCAUAUUUGUUUCUAAUAAACAGCUAUUGAGUGAACAGCAGACGAGAGCACAGAACAAACGGUGAUGAAAGAAAUGGUGACCGGACGAGGACGGCGACGACAAAAAAAAGAAAGACGUGUGAGAGCAAACGUAACAAAGCUUGUGCCACAUGCGACAUGUAUUGCAAAAUGUCAGCUAGACGUAGGCGUAGUAAAUGGCCUAACUGUGACUAACCAAUAAUCUGCUUUUGCAGUAAAUGUGUGCUGUGGUUUUAGGAGUGCAGUAGCUUUAAAAUACAGAAACUCAACCCUCUCACGAGGGAGUUUAAAUGUUUAGAUUAAACUGUGUUGUUCCAAAGAGGAAACCAUUGUUGUCCUGCAGCUGUGAGCUCUUUUGUCCAGUUAACACUGUGAUAAGAUUACUGUUUUCAUGUUGAAUAAAUCUAAACUCUCUCGCUGUCUCGCUGGUAAAAAUGUGGACAAGUUAGUUAAAUAUUGUCUCCGUCCACUGCGGUGUUCAACAGUAAAGGCACUGAGUGUGUAUGUGAAGUUGUAUCUGGGUCAUCAUGUGUCCAUCCUGUUGUAUCUCUGUGUUAGAAGACCUGCAUGCUGCCUGUUGUAUGCUGAAUUCUUGACUUCGGGUCCGUGUUUGCCGCUGUUUGUUAUUUCUGUUUUAUACCCCCUGUAAUAAAGGAAACGGUAUGUUUUUACCAAAGUGUUUAAAUACCCUCACUAACUCCCUUAAAUCCUAUGUGCCUCAAUAAAGUUUUGACAAAGGAA